Polyodon spathula (Mississippi paddlefish) is the source of this 2641-nucleotide messenger RNA. RefSeq names its product centrosomal protein of 72 kDa-like. Bases 158 to 2059 code for a protein of 633 amino acids. The record is from RefSeq and is a predicted model, not a curated record. Lineage: Eukaryota; Metazoa; Chordata; Actinopteri; Acipenseriformes; Polyodontidae. Gene Ontology annotation, molecular function: protein binding. The transcript is spliced from 15 exons.
AAACAUUAAGUCUGUAGCUGGCCCAGUGGUACACAAAAGACUGCAGUGCAGAUUUCGCCGUGUUUUUUUUCUUCUCAGUGAAUGUUUCUGCAUGGUGAUUGGUCCCCAGUGGUCUCAGUGCGCACGCUCAACCCUGUGAACUUUGCUGUUUGAGAGUAUGGCGGCGGAGAAAGUGUCAAUAACAGAAGAAUGGAUUAGGGAACGAGUACAACUACAACACCAGAAUCUAGUGGAUGUCAGAACAUUGUUGCUGCCAGGAACCUAUGAAGGAAAAAUCUACCAUUUGGGAAACUCCCUGAAGAACUUUUGUCGUUUAAAAACUCUGGACCUUUCUCGAAAUGCACUGGUCUCAAUAGAGGGGAUUCAACAUUUAAAGCUGCUUGAAAAACUCAAUCUAUAUUAUAAUAGUAUUCCUUCAUUAAAUGAAAUCUUUCAUCUUCGAAAUCUGACCGCCUUGACAGAGUUGGACCUCAGACUAAAUCCUGUAGUGAAAAGUGAACCAGAUUACCGGCUCUUCAUUGUACAUAUGCUUCCCAACCUAAGAAAAUUAGAUGAUCGUCCAGUCAGAGACAGUGAACGUAAAGCAGCCAUUCUGCAUUUUGGUACAGAAUUACCAUUUGAAAACCAAGAAUCCUCUUCUCCUGAAUCAGAAACAGGCAACAAGAGGACUAAUCAACCGAGGGCGUCGUAUGUGAGCAGUCUGUCUAAAAAAUGCUCUGUGCUUGAUGAGGAUGAUGAGGCUGUGCUAAACCUCAUUGCAAAGUGCAACUGGGAUUUGAGUAAACCUCCAGUAAUAACCGGAUCAGUGAAGAAGGCCCAAGAGGCUGAACUUUAUCCUUUACAAGGUAACCCUAAGAAAGAUGUCCAAGGUUUAAAUGGUUAUCAUGAAGGAGAUGAAAGUGCUACUUCAAAGCAGGUUAUUCAGGAUUCUGAAACACAAAAAUGUGUGAAAUUCCUGGAACCUAAUGAAAAAUGUCAGCCCCUGUCCAACGGAUCCCCACCAAGGUCUUGUAUUUUCAAUAAAGCAGCCAGAGACGGUAUGAGAGGAGGCGAAGGGAUAAGAGUAACAUUCUCAGAAGACAAGCCAAAAGAUCUACAUGCAGAAUUUCAAGAUGAGGCUGAGGCCUAUCACAAGAUCACAGCUCGCGGACACUUCACACCUCAUCCAGGUUUAGCAGGUCCAAAAGCUGUUGAUCCUUCAUCUGUUACAGGAUUCUGUCCUGCUUCUGAUAAACUUCUUCAGCAAGGUGUUCCUGAUUCUACAGGAAUACACACAAAGGCACAAAAAGCAGUUCAUCAUUAUGUAGAUAGCUCCAAUCCUGCAGAUGGGAUGGUAUAUAGGGAAAAGUAUAAAGAGAUUAUAGCUUCCGUUCCAGUUAUGAAAAAACAUGUUGCUCCAGCUCUCUUGGAAUCACUCUUGGAUCAAGUAGAUAAGUACUGGAAUGGCAAAAGGUCUCUUCACUGUAAUGAAAAAUUCCUAACUAAAGCUGUUCAAAUUCUGGCUGCAAUGUGGGUAGCAGAAGAACCAGACCACUCAAGAUUUGAAGAUGAAAUGAACAAGCUCAAAGAAGAGAAGGAAGCGCUGCACAUCCAGAAAGACAGACAGGAGCAGAGUGCUCUAUUGGAAAUACAGGCACUUAAUGCCCAGCUGAGCCAGACACAGAAAGAGACAGAAACAUUGGGGAGACAUUUGAAACUAACUAUGGAAAAGAAUAAGUCAAUGGAAAACCAACUUACAAACAUGGAACAAAAGUUAUUGAAUGCCAAAGGUCCCAAUCCAUCAGAAUUUCAGAUUUUCGAGAUGCAGAGCCACAAUCAACAGCUUAAGAUGGAAAUUGAGAGCUUGAAGCAGCAGCUUCAGCACUUUGGCAGGAUUCAGGAACUAACAGAGAUGUUACAAGAAAGUCAUAGAACUUUGGUUUCAACCAAUGAGCAUCUGCUGGCUGAGCUGGAAGAGACGCGUUCACGUCAUAGAACAGAAGUGCAACAGCUUCACUGGAGUUACAAUGAAUUGAAAAAAACCAUGGACAUUAUUUCCACCACUAACAAGGGACAUUAAUCUAGGAACCUUAACAGAAUAUUUUAAAAAAUCCAAUUUUUUUUUUCUUUUUUUUUUUUUUUCUGUAUUUCACUUUUUUAAACUUGGUUAAAAAACAACAUGUAAAUAAUGUGUUUUCCGUGUGCUUCGCAUAUUUCAGAUUUUAACUGUCAAUCAAUUUACUGUAAUAUUUAAUGACUAUUUUACUGUGAUAUAUACAAUUGUGUGCAUUAAAAUGUAAAACAUAUUUUGGAAAUAAAGCUGCUGUUUUUUUUAUAUUUUAUUGUCCUUGUUGGACCAAUGGAGCAGGUAGAGGAUGGUGUUGAUUGGGAGGUGUUGGGUUUUUUGUCUGUGGUAUAAAGUAUACAUACUCGUCUUUUUGUAUGUUCUAAGAACAGAAAGAUGUUGUAAUCAAGGCAGGAUGAUCAUUUAUACCUUUAGUUUGAACUUUAUGUGUGUUGUGUUCUUGCAACUAUUUUCACGAUUCUAAUGAUUCUAAUGCAGGUAUUUCAAAGUGUCUCAGGUCUUGCUGGUUACAACAAAGACAGAUACAAUAAUAAAAUUAACUAAUAUGAACAGAAUUAUAUAUAUAUAUAUAUAUAU